Molecule: messenger RNA, 1110 nt
Organism: Mesocestoides corti
Lineage: Eukaryota; Metazoa; Platyhelminthes; Cestoda; Cyclophyllidea; Mesocestoididae
Source: the annotation of a GenBank genome assembly
AUGCAGGACGUUACCAUAAUGAAGGCUUUAAUCCUCGUUGGUGGAUAUGGAACGCGGUUACGGCCACUGACUCUGAGCUUCCCAAAGCCUAUCGUGGAAUUUUGCAAUAAACCGUUGCUGCUUCAUCAGAUCGAAGCUUUAGUUAAAGCCGGUGUAAGCGAAAUAAUCCUUGCCGUAAGCAAGUCUGCGGAUCGUUGUGAUCUCCUGGAAAGCGAGGUUCGAAAACACGAAGCCCGUCUUGGUGUUAAUAUUAUAUUUUCCUACGAAUCCGAGCCGCUUGGCACAGCUGGCCCGUUAGCUCUGGCCGCAAAGUGGCUCACAAGUUCGUCUGAGCCCUUCUUCGUUCUCAACAGUGAUGUCAUUUGUGCCUUCCCUUUUGAGCAGUUGAAGCAGGCUCAUGCGAAACACGGUGGCGAAGCCACCAUCGCGUUAACAAAGGUUGAAGAACCCUCAAAAUUUGGCGUAGUAAUAUUUGAGGAGGAGACAAGUCGGGUCAAACGCUUCGUUGAAAAGCCACCCGAUUUCGUCGGAAAUAAAAUCAACGCUGGAAUCUACCUGCUCAACCCGAGUGUCAUUUCACGCAUUCCGUUGAAACCAACGUCAAUCGAGAAAGAGGUGUUCCCGCAGCUAGCCGAGGAUGGCAAACUCUACUGCUUGCCAAUCAAAGGCUUUUGGAUGGAUGUGGGUCAGCCGAAAGACUUCAUUACCGGCACUGCUCUCUACCUUACCUACCUUGCCGCGACUGACCCUAAGAGCCUCGCGACCGGUCCAAAUAUCUGUGGAAAUGUCAUGAUUGACCCAUCAGCUAAGGUGAGCGAAAGCAGCCUGAUAGGACCAGACGUUGUCAUUGGACCGGACGUCGUGGUUGAGGAGGGGGUUCGUAUACAAUCCUCGACCCUACUGCGUGGCUGUAAAGUGCAAAACCACUCCUGGCUCAGUUCCUGCAUCAUCGGAUGGGACUGCUUAGUUGGCAGAUGGGUCCGAAUGGAGAAUGUCUCGGUGUUGGGUGAAGAUGUUGAGGUCGCAGACGAGAUAUAUGUGAAUGGUGGGCGCGUGCUGCCGCACAAGCAAAUAAAGGACUGUGUUACAGAACCGCAAAUUAUUAUGUAA